Paramuricea clavata is the source of this 360-nucleotide messenger RNA. Lineage: Eukaryota; Metazoa; Cnidaria; Anthozoa; Malacalcyonacea; Plexauridae. The record is from the annotation of a GenBank genome assembly.
AGCUAGAGGUUCUAAAGCGAUUAAGCUUGGCUAACGGCUUCCAAAAAACUUUGACGACAUUCUCUGAAGAAUCGUAUGCUAUUAAACUUGAUUGCACCAAAAAACGAGUGUACUGGCUCGCCAACACAGCCGAAAUAAUUUCCAGUGAUUAUGAUGGCAAAGACAAGAAAACCAUUGCGAAUGGCUCAUUUACCGAAUCUAUACUGGGGGUAUUUGGAGAUUCACUGUACUACCAGAACACUAAUCUACAUGGUAUAAAGGAAAUGAAUGUAUCAACCGGAAAUAUAUCCCGCAGUAUUUUGGUGGACAAGGUUUUCUAUGAUGACCUCAUCUUUGUAGACAACUCCGCACAACCAAUUG